Molecule: messenger RNA, 567 nt
Organism: Paramecium sonneborni
Lineage: Eukaryota; Ciliophora; Oligohymenophorea; Peniculida; Parameciidae
Source: the annotation of a GenBank genome assembly
AUGUUAAACAACAAUUACUAAAGCAAAAUAUCCUUAUAACCAAAACCAUAUGAUUUUAGCAUCUUUGAUGAUUUUGUGUAAAAAGCAAGAAAAAUUUGUAGAACAUCAUAAAAAUCAGUUUCCAAAUAUAAGGAGAGCUCUCUUAGCAUCUCAAAACAACUUAAAACUGAAAUAAAUUUUGAUAGCGUAGGAACAACAAGAAAAUCUGUAUAAAAUCCAUAAUUUAAAAUGGAUAAUUAUUUGGAUUAGCAAAUACCUAUAUCUCCAUUUCGAUUUUAAUUACCUUUACAAUCAGAAAAAACUUAACAUUUUUUGUUUGAAAAAAAAAGAAUACCAGCUUGUCUAACUUCAAGGAAACUUAAAUCAAAUUUGGAUGGCUAAAUUCAUAAAUCUCUCUAACUUUCCCAAUUAAGAGCUACUUAAUAAUAAAAAUUAGAAACUCCAAAUUCUAAUUAAUAACAAUAGACAAAAUUUUUAAUAACAAAGUAUUUCCUAUCUAAACCUUUGGUUUGCAUAAAAUCCAAAUAAAAGAAAAAAGAAAAACCUCUAUAAGUAGAACUAUUGUGA